Messenger RNA from Adelges cooleyi (spruce gall adelgid), 2213 nucleotides. RefSeq lists its product as uncharacterized. Gene Ontology annotation, biological process: cilium organization. Gene Ontology annotation, cellular component: motile cilium; cytoplasm. The record is from RefSeq and is a predicted model, not a curated record. Bases 1 to 1926 code for a protein of 641 amino acids. Lineage: Eukaryota; Metazoa; Arthropoda; Insecta; Hemiptera; Adelgidae. Gene Ontology annotation, molecular function: protein binding. The transcript is spliced from 11 exons.
AUGUUUGUUAUCAGCGUGGCGUCGGCUUUGAUUAAACUCUGCUUGCAUUUGUACCGGCGGCGGUUGACGUUCGCCAAAGAUUCGGAUUAUGUCAAAUACGAAGCCGUCCGCAUCUUUGUCGAAACGGUCAAGAUCACCGAGCACUACUGUUACGUGAUGGCCAUCCGCAUUGUGCUCAGGCUGGAUAUACCCGGCAAGACCGUAGUAGUGUUCCUGUUGAGACUGCUGUUCAACUAUUGGAUGAAGUUAACGACCAAAUCGUGCGCCUACCACGUGUUCCACACUAACUUGAUAUUCGUCGUGUACCAUUCGAGUCCGCUGCUGAUGACCAAUGUCUAUGACAAGGUCCGCCGAUGGUCUAGGGAUAAGUUGCGCUGUUCGGUACGAAUGUGCGACAGUGAUGAUAAUACAAACGAGUCAUCGAGACAGUGCCAACUCAUCGUCGAAAAGAACGUUUUGCGAGGAAUUGAGAUUUUGAAAAAAGUGUUCAUCCUGAUCCUGGCCAGCUACUUGAGCAACAGAAUAAUGUUGACAUUGUGGACAAGUAAUGUUAUGUGCACACGAGAAGUAUUUUUGGAGGCUCGUUGCAAUGGUCACAUGAAGAUUAACAGCACGUUUAAGGCGGCCACAACCGAAGCGGUUAUUACCAUUGUUUUCUUGGCCGUGCAACUGAUUUUCGGAAACAUAACCAAAUGCUUUACCGCUAAAUACUUGGUGAAAACAACCAUAAUAAUGAUUAUUAAUUUGAUCGCCUUCAGGUGUGUCGGUGCUCUGAUGAACCCCACGUACGCCACGGCCGGAAUGUAUGGAUGCCAGGGAAUGAUUAACAGACAGCAUUUCAUAGUGUACUGGAUAGGACCACUGGUCGGGGCUGUUGUCUUCGGAGACAUCGUUAAAGCGACUCAAUGCUUGUACAAAACGGUCACGUCUAAACUGGGGAUAACGUGGAAAUUUCCAUGCCCAAAUGAGGAAAAACCUGCCAAUAUUGUAAAAACGAACGAUCAAGUGUUAUUGUCUGAAAACAUUUUAAAUACUUACUUGUUUCUGGAAAUUACAAAUUUCAAAGACAUAUUCGAACGGACUUUAUUGAAAAUAUCAUUACUCGAAUCGUUGUACAACACAGACGACACGGUUGAUACUAUCAAAUCUUUUUUCCAAACGACUAUUAACAAUUUAAGUUCAUUUAGAUCUUCAAUAACAUGUCACGAUCUACGUUGGGAACCAAACGAUGAUAGUCGAGGUCCAAUAAAACACAAUGAAAAUCAUAAUAAAAACAACGAACACACAAAUACUCUUGAAAAAAAAAUCAAGCAACUGAAACGAAAAGAAUUGCAAGUCGACGCAGCGAUUGAAAAAGACACAGUGCAAGGAGAAAAAAACACAAUACGAAGGGAAACGGAAAAACUCUAUGUGGACAAAUGGGAACAUUCUCGAAUAGAGCAUUUCAAGAUGAAAUUUACCUUGGACGAAUUGGAACUCGAGAAAAAAAUCUCAGAAGCCCGGAACAAACUCAAAACGGAAACGUUGGUCGACAAGGAAACUAAGUCGUUUUUAGACCACAGUACAACCGAACUGAAAAAUCAAAUCGAAUAUUGGCAAAGUAAAAGUACUUUGGACGUCGUCCGAAUAAACGAAAGACUUGAUGAACUGACGGAAAAUCUUAAAACAAAAACCGAUCAAGUGUGGCGUUUAAAAAUGACGUUUAACGAAAGGCAAACGAUUAUCGAAGAAUCCGUUGAAGCCAAAAGGAAAUUGGAAGAAGAGAAAAGACUCGACCAACACAGAGAAAGAAUGGCGAUAAAAAUCCAAGCCUGGUGGAGAGGCACCAUGGUCAGACGUCGCUUGGGACAGUACAAACAUCUCUUGGGGCCUAGAAAAAAAAGCAUUAAAAAACCAGCAGCAAGGGGGAAAAAAAAUAAAAAAUAAAUCGACCACCGUCUACACCAGACGUUAAUAAUAUUAUUUAUCAUUUAAUAGAUCAUCUUAGGCCAAAAGCCGCUCAAGUGCAAAGCCUUAAUAGACAGGAACCUACUACAUUUUUUAGUUUGAUGCAUAUUAUAAAAAAAAACAACUUCCAAUUUUUAUUAGAUAGAAGUUGAACAAAAACGUUAAAUAUAUAUAUUUAAUAAAUUUAGGAACCAUUCUACUAGAAGCCAUGUUUUGUAAAUCCAUGUAUUAUCAAAGUAGUAAAUGGGGGCACAAAAAUGCCUAUA